UUAUUUUCAUUCUUUGCUCUCUCUCGCUUUGCAUGAUUUACUUUCCCCAAUUUUGUGCUAUUACUGCUGUUUCGAACCUACUGCGCGCUCAUUCAUAGUUAUACUAUAUAUUUGCUUGUGUUAAUUUAUUCGAGAUCAUGAAAACCAGUCGCUCCUCGUCGAGAUCUUCAAAUUAUAGCCGCGCUUUUGAUCUUCCUCAGGAUCAUAUUCGUUGUGAUGAUCAUGGUUUUGAGUACAAUGGUGGAGGAGGAGCAAUGCUGCCGGUUUUUCUUAAUGACCUCGGACGAAACGCUGCUGAUCAACGACGUGGUGGUGAUUAUGAUGAUGAUGAUGAUUUAGUACAGGUGACGUUAGAGCUUGAGCAACGGAACGACUCUGUUGUGCUCUGUAGUAUUGCUCCUCAUCCGGCUAAUAUUAUCUGUGAUACUAAUUGCUCUUUAGCUUCGACUUCUUCUGUUGUGGCCACUGGACGCAGCAGCCUUUCUGCGAGUGCUAGAAUUGGGCGCAAAUUUCAGUGGCUGAGAACGCUGUCGUUUUCAUCCACGGAGGUUAAUCAUCUGGAUUUAAGCACGCGAGAUGCCAUGAAAUUGAAGGCUAAGCUUGUUAGGAUGAAAUCCAGUGCUCAACGAGCACUUGGAGGACUACGGUUUAUUAGUAAGACUACAGGUGAUUCAUCGGAGCCUAAUGAGCUGUGGAAAGAAGUGGAGUCCCGAUUUGAUUCUCUUGCCAAGGAUGGACUUGUUUCUAGACAUGACUUUGCUGAGUGCAUUGGGAUGGCCGACUCAAAGGAAUUUGCGCUCGGUGUGUUUGAUGUACUGGAAAGACGACGUCGCCAUCAGAAUCAGAAGAUAGGACAUAUCACUAAAGAUGAGCUUCAUGACUUCUGGUUGCAGAUUACAGACCAGAGUUUUGACGCUCGUCUUCAGAUUUUCUUUGACAUGGCGGACAGCAACGAAGAUGGAAGAGUCACAAGAACUGAAGUGCAGGAGCUAAUUAUGCUUAGUGCAUCAGCAAACAAGUUAUCCAAACUAAAAGAGCAGGCAGAGGAAUAUGCUGCGCUGAUCAUGGAAGAAUUAGACCCUGAGAAUCUUGGGUACAUCGAGUUAUGGCAGUUGGAAGCACUGCUACUUCAAAGGGAAAACUACAUGAACUAUAGCAGACCUCUGAGUACAGCUAGUGUAGGCUGGAGCCAAAACUUAAAUGCUUACAGGGCCGGUGUGGUGUGUAGACUGCGUUUUAAACUCAAAUGCCUGGUAUUAGAGAACUGGCAGAGGAGUUGGAUCUUGUUGCUAUGGCUGUCAGCCAUGGCUGGACUCUUUGUUUGGAAAUUUAUACAGUACAAGGAAAAGGCAGCAUUUCAAGUUAUGGGCUAUUGCUUGACAACGGCCAAAGGGGCAGCUGAAACUCUGAAGCUUAACAUGGCACUCAUUCUUUUACCUAUUUGUAGAAAUAUACUGACAUUUCUCCGGUCUACAAGGGCUAGGCUUUUCAUCCCUUUCAAUGACAAUAUUAAUUUUCACAAGAUAAUUGCUUAUGCUAUAGGGAUUGGAGUACUGAUCCAUGCAGGCAACCACAUGGCUUGUGAUUUUCCUCGUCUCAUCAAAUCAUCGCCUGAUAAAUUUGCCGUCAUAGCCUCAAACUUCGACAACAAAAAGCCCAGCUACAAAUACCUUCUGACCGGGGUUGAAGCAAUUACUGGGAUUUCCAUGGUUGUGUUAUUGAUUGUUGCAUUUACCCUAGCAACCCCACACUUUCGGAAAAAUGUUUUGAAGCUGCCAGUGCCUUUGAAUCGAUUAACUGGAUUUAAUGCAUUCUGGUUCUCCCAUCACCUUACUGCUCUAGUCUACGUACUGCUACUAGUCCAUGGAAACUUCUUGUUCUUGGUCGACAAAUGGUACCAGAAAACAACAUGGAUGUAUAUUUCUAUUCCCUUGUUGCUUUACGUGGCUGAGCGAUGCCUGAGAACAUUUCGAUCAGAAUAUCAUUCUGUUAAGCUAUUGAAGGUUUCAAUUCUACCAGGAGAUGUCUUCAACAUAAUCAUGUCAAAACCAAGCGGAUUUAAGUAUAAGAGUGGGCAGUACAUAUUUCUUCAAUGCCCAUCAAUAUCUCCUUUUGAAUGGCAUCCAUUUUCUAUUACUUCAGCACCAGGAGAUGACUACCUCAGUAUUCACAUUCGGACAGUAGGAGAUUGGACGCAAGAGCUAAAACGGGUAUUUACAGAAGACAACUGCUCGCCAUGUAUCAUUGGCCGAGCAAAGUUUGGACAACAUCAUGUAGAUCAAACAGGUUUGCCCAGAUUGUUCGUGGAUGGACCUUAUGGUGCUCCAGCUCAAGAUUACCAAAACUAUGACAUCUUACUUCUUGUUGGACUUGGAAUUGGAGCAACUCCUUUUAUAAGUAUUCUCCGAGAUCUAGUUAACAAUACAAGAACAUUUGAAGAUCAAACGGAUUCAAAUACUGAUAAUAGCAAGUCAGAAGAUAGCGUAACUAGCUUUGCCUCUUCAAGUAUGACACCAAAUGAAAAAAAGAAAUCACAGAGGACUAGAAGUGCACAUUUCUAUUGGGUUACCCGAGAACCUGGCUCCUUGGAGUGGUUCGAAGGAGUAAUGAAUGAAGUAGCAGAGAUGGACCAUAAGGGCCAUAUAGAGAUGCACAACUAUCUUACUAGUGUUUAUGAAGAGGGCGAUGCAAGAUCGACCCUAAUAACAAUGGUUCAAGCUCUCAACCAUGCCAAACAUGGUAUUGAUAUCCUCUCUGGAACCAGGGUGAGGACACAUUUUGCAAGGCCAAAUUGGAAAGAAGAGUUGACAAAAAUAGCUCUGAAGCAUCCUUUUGCCACAGUAGGUGUGUUUUACUGCGGAAUGCCCAUGCUUGCUAAAGAACUGAAGGAGCUGUCACAUGAGUUAAGUCACAAGACAUCGACGCGAUUUGAGUUUCACAAAGAAUACUUCUAAAGAGGAUGCUCAAGAGAUGAUAUAUGCAAAUGAAUCAGAAGAACACAAAGAAUGCAUAUGCUACACACUACAUGUACUGAGGCAAUUAUUAGAUUAGGAAAUUUAAUGAAGAUUCAGGAAGAUAUUAUGUAUUCUUUGACAAUUGACACUACUAGAAAAAUGAAUAAGCAUGGAGCCUCUGAUUUGUAUGACAA
Messenger RNA from Daucus carota subsp. sativus, 3148 nucleotides. RefSeq names its product respiratory burst oxidase homolog protein E. Gene Ontology annotation, molecular function: NAD(P)H oxidase H2O2-forming activity; peroxidase activity; calcium ion binding. Lineage: Eukaryota; Viridiplantae; Streptophyta; Magnoliopsida; Apiales; Apiaceae. The coding region runs from base 138 to 2954 and encodes 938 amino acids. The transcript is spliced from 14 exons. Gene Ontology annotation, cellular component: plasma membrane. The record is from RefSeq and is a predicted model, not a curated record.